UGAGUUCAGCCCCAUUCGGCUGGAGACUCGGGUUUAUCUGGAACCUGAGGAGGCCACUCUGUGCGCCGUGUGGUAAAGGAAGGCUGCGUUGCGGACGCUGGGGGGGAGUGAGAGAGGACCUGGAACCGGGGAUUUGACCUUUUCUGCAAAAACUCUGGUUUGUGAGGGCGAGCGAAGGAGCCAUGGCGGUGUUCUCUGCGCUUUGGGUGCUCUUACUGUGCCAGCUUUUGACAUCAUCCUCAGCCCAGAGGCCAGGCCCCAGAGGAGCUUCUGGGACACCAGGACCCUUAGGUGCACCGGGAAAGGAUGGCACUGAUGGCAAACCUGGACCUGCUGGGCUGCCAGGGAAAUCUGGUCCUAAAGGGAAACCAGGGAUACCAGGGACAGCAGGAAAACCAGGCCUGCCAGGACUUCCAGGAGUGGACGGUUUGACAGGUCCUGAUGGUCCUGCUGGGAAAGAUGGACCCCCAGGGGAAUCAGGUGACCCUGGACCUCCUGGGCCACCUGGACCUCCUGGCAGAGGGAGACCAGGAGCUGCAGGACUACCUGGAACCAAUGGGUUGCCAGGCGGAGUCGGACCCCAGGGUCCAGCGGGUUUGGAGGGUCUUCCAGGACUUCCUGGACCUUCUGGCCCUGAUGGACCACCAGGACUUCCCGGUACUCUUCAUGAUCUUAGCGGUGACCUUCUGUGUCCCGCCAUCUGCCCCCCUGGUCCCUCUGGUGCUUCUGGGAUGCCAGGAUUCAAGGGUCACACAGGCCAUAAAGGAGACAAGGGAGAGCUUGGCAAAAAUGGAGAGAAGGGUGACAGUGGUCUACCUGGCCCACCAGGUAUUCCUGGGACUGUGGGUCUGCAGGGCCCGCGUGGUCUCAGAGGUUUACAAGGCCCAAUGGGAGCUGUAGGAGACAGAGGCCUGCCUGGUUUCAGAGGCAAACCUGGCAUCGCCGGCAUCAUUGGAAAGACAGGUGACGCCGGAGAAAAGGGACCACAGGGUUUCAGAGGACCCAAAGGAGAAAUUGGUAAAAUUGGUCCCAAAGGAGGUCCUGGAGGAGCCGGACCCAAAGGGGAGCCUGGUAUUCCUGGCAGAGAUGGCAAAGAUGGUACACCAGGGUUAGAUGGCGAGAAGGGUGAUGCUGGACGCCAUGGGGUAGUUGGAGAGAAAGGACCAAAUGGACUCCCUGGUCUACAAGGAAAGGCUGGUGCAAAGGGGUCCAAAGGAGGAGUUGGUGAUCCCGGGAAGGCUGGGGAGACAGGACCUUCUGGAGAGCCAGGUAUUCCUGGUGACAUCGGCAUCCCAGGAGAGAGGGGGAUAGCAGGACCCAGAGGAGUGGCAGGAGGUAUUGGACCAGUGGGCAACCCUGGGCCUCAGGGAGUGAAAGGCUUCCAGGGGGUAAACGGAGCCUUGGGGGAUCCAGGUCUUCCAGGUCCAACAGGAAUCCGUGGAGAGUUUGGUGAAAGGGGUCCAGUUGGAGCAUCUGGAGCUAAAGGAGACAUGGGUGUGGCAGGAAGUGAUGGUUUACCAGGAGAGAAUGGCGAACCUGGUCCUUUUGGCCCAGUUGGACAAAAAGGAGAGGCUGGAAAGCGGGGUGAACUGGGACCUAAGGGUGUGACAGGCCCACAAGGAGAGCUUGGGGCUAGAGGGCCUCCAGGAAAACAAGGAAUUAUGGGCUUCCAAGGGGAGCAGGGUCUGCCUGGAAUUGCAGGAAAGACCGGUGUACCCGGUAAACUGGCGAGUGAGCAGCACAUCAGAGAGCUGUGUGGCUCAAUGAUCGAUGACCAGAUUGCACAGCUGGCGGCUAACCUUCGAAGACCCCUGGCCCCUGGAAUGGUGGGCCGCCCCGGCCCUGCAGGGCUUCCAGGAAAGCCUGGAGUUGUUGGCUCUAUUGGGCAUCCAGGUUCCCGUGGACCACCAGGGUACAGAGGCCUGCCAGGAGAACUCGGAGACCCAGGUCCCAGAGGUGAUGUUGGUGAGCAAGGUGAUAAGGGAUCUAUUGGCAAAGCCAUCGACGGGCCCACUGGAGACCAAGGAUACCAAGGUCUUCCAGGGGUACCUGGAAUUGUUAAAGAUGGCCGUGAUGGAUCUCCAGGAGAUCCAGGUGAGCCUGGAGAGCCAGGCAGGGUAGGUAGGACUGGGCACCAGGGAACUCCUGGAAUCUGUGAUACAUCAGCCUGCCAGGGAGCAUCGGUCGCUGGAAAAUCCUCCAACCCCAAAAACCAUUAAACAUGACUUCCUGUAACCUGAUGCCAUCCACCCCAAUGUGGAAGGGUGAUAAGUGAGGGAAGGAAGGAAUGAAAGAAGAAAGUGAUCACAAAAAAAAUGUCCUCUUUAUUUAAAUACAUGUAUCACAAGAUGGCAAGAGUAACAUCAAACAGAUGUGAUAUUUUGAGAGGAAUAGAGGAACAUCCCAGGAGUGACAUGAAUACCAGAGCAACUGAAAGACAAAAACAUCAAGAUGACGUUCAGAAAUAAAGUGGACAGAGGCACGGAAGAGUCCAAGAGAACAACUGCAUUGCUCCAAAUACUACAGUAUAACUAGACUUGACUUGCAAACAACUGGAAAAUGAUUGAUGAGUCCUUUUGUGUAUAAAACUUUGUACAUGUUGUUUCCAUGCCACCGUUACCUUGGUUAACAUCCUUCUGACAGAUGACACUAAAAACAACAGUGAUUGACUGAAGUGAAUGUGCAUGUAUCAUGGCCCAUCAACAGGUGUCACAGGUGUUACCUCAACAUACAAGCUUACAGUGUAAAAUAUGGAAAUAGGUGACAGAGUUAAAAAGCCUCUGUCAAGGAGCUGUGUAUGUAUUAUAAAAGGAAUAAAAAACACAAAUACCCAGGUGCCUUAAAAUGUGUAGAUUAAUGCAUUUUUUUUUUUUUUUUUUUUUUUUUUACAGCAUCUUUGUUUUUUUUUUAAUUGCAUGUAAAGUUGAUUCUCUGUAUUUGAGAAUCAAAAACAAAAUGAAACUUGUGGAUGCAUAAAUCAGACAUUGUAAAAUAAAUUUCUAAAUCUUAGAAGCAAAGUAAUUUUUUUCUUCUUUUGUUUUUUAAAAAUCUACAAUGACCACAUCCACUAUGUACUACCAGUGCUUAAAUACUAUUUAUUAUUUGUGGGUGACUGUUGUAUGUACAGUAAGAUGCUACAGCGACAUGUUGUAAGAAAGAACAAAUAAAGCCACUUUUCAGUAAAA
Messenger RNA from Perca fluviatilis (European perch), 3185 nucleotides. RefSeq names its product collagen, type IX, alpha 3 (gene col9a3). The transcript is spliced from 32 exons. The record is from RefSeq and is a predicted model, not a curated record. Lineage: Eukaryota; Metazoa; Chordata; Actinopteri; Perciformes; Percidae. The coding region runs from base 183 to 2219 and encodes 678 amino acids.